This is a messenger RNA of Monopterus albus (swamp eel), 4143 nucleotides long. RefSeq names its product integrin alpha-L. Gene Ontology annotation, biological process: cell-matrix adhesion; integrin-mediated signaling pathway; cell-cell adhesion. Gene Ontology annotation, molecular function: integrin binding. Gene Ontology annotation, cellular component: external side of plasma membrane; integrin complex. The record is from RefSeq and is a predicted model, not a curated record. Bases 48 to 3647 code for a protein of 1199 amino acids. Lineage: Eukaryota; Metazoa; Chordata; Actinopteri; Synbranchiformes; Synbranchidae. The transcript is spliced from 31 exons.
GAUGUCUCAAGCCAAGCUGCAGCACUCUUAGAAGCGUAACAUGAAAGAUGCGGGGACACGGUUGCAUCUUCCUGCUCAUGAUGGCUGUUGCCAUCCCUGUUACAUUGUCUUUCACCAUUGAUGUAACAAAUCCCAGUAUCUAUAAUGGUAGCCAAAACGAUUUCUUUGGAUACAAAGUGCUUCAAUUCAUUUCUGGCACAAACAAAGGAAUAAUUGUCACCGCACCUCUGAAACUAAAUGGAUCUGGGGAAGUAUGCAAACUUAACCAAAGCCAAGCGCUGCAGUGUGGCAACCUCAAAGAUGAUUCUCUCUCAAACAAAAAUAUAUCAGUCAAGCACCUUGGCCUGGCGAUAGCUGCAAACUCCACAGGCACCCAGUUCAUUGUUUGCAGUCCAAACGUACCUCAUGAAUGUAAUGAGAACUCCUAUCUGAACAGUGUGUGCUACAAGAUAACAGAUAAUCUUCAGCAAGUCUCCUCUGUCAAACCUGCUUUCCAAGAAUGCACAAAAAAGACAGUGGACCUUGUCUUUCUUUUUGAUGGAUCAGAAAGUAUGAAAGAAACAGAAUUCAACAAAAAUAAAGAGUUCAUACAAGAUAUUAUGAAGAGCCUUAAGAACACAUCGAUCAAGUUUGCAGCAGUCCAGUUCUCCACAAAUCACAGAAAAGUUUUUGACUUCAGUGACUAUCAAGCUGGUCGUGCUCUUAAUAAACUUCAGAGCGAAAAACACAUGAGGGGUCUCACCAACACACAUAAAGCCCUCAAAUAUGUGUUGGAAAAGAUCUUUGAAGACCCAAACACAGGCACCUCUUCUGAUGCAACUAAGGUUGUGGUAAUAAUCACUGAUGGAAAUCCCAGUGAUUCGAACAAAGGAAAUAUAAUUGAAAAAUAUCAAGCAAAAAACAUCAUUCGUUUUGUUAUUGGGGUCAACGUUGCAAACCUGGACAAAUUUACAGACAUAGCUUCAAAACCAACAGACAAAUAUGCCUUCAAAAUUGAGAAUUAUGACGGCCUCACAGGAAUACUGGAAAACUUUCAGAAAAAGAUCUUUUCAAUUGAAGGCUCUAAAGUGGCUCGUGCAGGAGACAUGACUACUGAAAUGUCUCAGAGUGGAUUCAGUGCUGUCGUCUACAAAGAUACCUUGAUCCUGGGUUCAGUGGGAUCAAACCGCUGGCGUGGAUCUCUUCAAGAGCUUCAUGGAGAUAAAGAAUCACAAAUUGAAGAUCCAGAUAUGGAGGUGGACUCCUACAUGGGAUACUCUGUUUCUGUUGGACACAAGACUAACACUGCCCUGUAUUUCACGGGUGCGCCAAGACUUAACCACACAGGUCAGGUCAUACUUUUCAGACAUAAUGGCACGAAAUGGACUCCAGUCCAAAGAAUAAAUGGGGAACAGAUUGGUUCCUACUUUGGUGCAGAGCUGUGCUCAGUAGACAUCGACUCCAACGGUAACACCGAUUUUCUGAUUGUGGGAGCGCCACAGUUUUACCACGCUCAGGAAAAAAGAGAAGGCCGGAUGUACAUCUACACACUGACUGAUGAGAUGCAACUGAAAAGUGAACUGAAUGUGACGGCACCCUCCAUGAGUAGAUUUGGCACCACCAUAUCCAGUCUUGCAGAUCUGAAUGGAGAUGGACUUCGAGACGUUGCUGUUGGAGCCCCUCUUGAAGAUGAUAACAGAGGUGCUGUGUACAUCUACCUCGGUGACAGACGUAGGGGGGUACGCAGCACGUUCAGCCAGAGACUCAUGGGACAGAAAAUUGAACCUGGGAUGAGAUUCUUUGGACAGGCCAUUGAUGGGAACAUUGACCUUGGAGAAGACGGUCUCCCAGAUAUUGUGAUUGGAUCAAAGGGCGCAGCUGUUGUCUUAAGGUCCAGGCCAGUCUUUAAUGUCACGGCAGAUCUAUUUUUCCAACCUAAGGAGAUAAGCACAGAGAAAUUGGACUGUGUGGACAACUCCGAUGAAAAUUUACUUAUGGUUGACUUAACAGCCUGUUUUGAUAUGGUAGAAGCAACACGGAGCAAAGGAGAGAGCUCCGGACUAAACAUCUCCUGCAUGCUUGAUGUGGAUCCAGUGAGACAAACAUAUCGAGGUUUCUUCAGUCAACAUGAUAGAAAAGCUAGAAGUAACACAACUAUCUACGAGCUGAAGAAUAACCACACCUGCUUCCUCUACUCCAUCUACAUGCCAAAAUGUGUGAAGGACACAUUAUCACCCAUCACCAUCAAAUUAAACUUUUCUCAAGCUGACAGUGAGAAAGCGAGUGCUGUCCUGAAUGUGGACAGCAAGCGGCAGGCUGUUGUUGAGGUUCCCUUUGAAAAGCACUGUAGACAAAAUGACACCUGUAUUGCUGAACUUGAGGUGGAUUUCAGCUUCAUGACCCCAACAUUACUGGUGGCAGAAGAUAAUUACUUCAACGUGUCUGUAAAACUGGUCAACCAUGGUGAUGACUCGUACAACACCAGUCUUACAAUGGACUAUCCCCCAGGCCUCUCCUUCUCUAUGAUGACUCUUACUAAAGCGACAAAACCGACACUCCACAACUGUGGUGAUCUACAUGGAGUGCUCAACAAAACUAUAUGUGGUGUCAGCCUACCGGUGUACCGCAGCGGAUCGACUGCAACAUUUAAAACUUCUUUCUACAUCAUGAAUGAUUAUGAAUGGGAUGACACAAUCUCCAUGACGAUUACUGGAAAAAGUGAUAACACAAACUCCACCAGGACCAAUUCCUUGACGAAAAGCAUCCCAGUACAAUUUGAAAUUAAAAUGGCAAUAACAGUGAGAAAAGACACCAUCACCUAUCUGAACUUCACAACAGAAGAUACGGCACCUAAAGAAGUGAAGAUUAUAUAUAAUAUAGCUAAUCCUGGUUUCAAGGCUUUUCCUGUCAGCGUGUCCCUGUCCUUCCCAACUAAAAUGGAACAUAACUUUGAAAUCAAUCAAGUCUUUAUCCAGCAGAGCGAGAUUCAGUGCAACCGCAGUGACAUCAAAUCAGAAUACUGCUCAGGAGAAAAUGACUGCAAAGUCAUAACAUGUGACACGUUCAUCCUGGACAAAGAGUCAUCCACUGUGGUUGUACUGUCAGGAAAGGUACAGUUUAAGGAUCACAAGGAACAUGCAGCGAAUAUUGCCUUUCUGAAACGAUACACCGGAGACAGCACAGAGGUUAAAUUUAAGAGUUUUAUACAUGUUAGCUAUAACAAGACACGAUACAUGCUGGAUUCUCAUAAACAAGUGAAUAAAGGUGGUUUUACAAAGAGGUCUCAUGAAACUGCCCUGGGGAAAGACAGCGAUCCAACAGUGAAAUGGGUUGAAGUUCGGGUUGAGUUCAUAAUUCCUGCGGAUGAAUUGCUGAUCAUUUUAACCGGAGCCGGUAUAGGACUGUUGCUGCUGAUCAUAAUCACAGUCAUCAUGAUUAAGCUGGGCUGCUUCAAGAGGAAAAAGCUUGCUUAUUAUCAGGAAGUGGAGGACGAACCUGCUCUUCAGGCUGAUGUGUUUGCCUCUGCUCUAACGAAAGAGGUAGUUGACCAAUCAGAGACUGAUGGCAAAUCUGAUCAACCUGCAGAGAAAAACAAGCUUCUUGAUGAUGGUGAGAAAAACAGCAGCACCUCGCCAGAUGAUGCAGAGGAGGAACUGGAUUUAAGUUAACUAUUAACAAAUUUACCUCUGUCAAAAUGAGGUGACAUGCGCUAUAAAGUACACAUCAUGGACAGAGUAAUGUCACUAAAGCAUUUAGAGAUGUAUCUUUAGACAUUAGAGUCCUACUCAGAAAAGCAGAGGGCCUGUCAAGAGCCUCAUAUCUUUUUUCCUCAAUUAAUGUCACCAAACAGAAGACAUCUUGCUUAGAAAGACUUUUUUGAUUUCAUUUGGAAAAAUAAACCACACAAGGUUAAAAAGGAAAUUAUGUGUUUACCUCUUACAGGAGGAAGGCUCAGUGUUCUAGAUUUUUCUUCAUUUAACCAUAUUAUAAAAAUCUACUGGAUCUAAAGAUUUCUAAAAAAACCCAGAUAGCAUGUGGAAUAUCAUCCCAAAUUUCCUAUUUAAAAAAAGGCUGGUGGUCUUGGUGGUCUAUGGUGGUCAAAUUUGAUUUGAUUUAUUUAUUCUUUCAAACAUGUAACAACAGUCAGUAUGUAACCACACAUAA